CAACAAAACAAUUUUCUCACAAACAUAACCGAAAGAAAUGGCACACAAAGUUAUUCUGUCUCUCCUCCCUUUUCUCUUGCUCUUGCUGAUUAAUGACAAUGGAAGCUUUGCAAGAGAUAUGAACCAAGUUGAUCAGCCUUACCUUGAUGGCUGGCUAAAAAAUACUCCACUGAAGAACCAAAUACCCUCCCCUGACUCCAACCAAGUUUACCUUGAUGGAUGGUUGAAAGAUACAAGAGGCGAGAAAGCGAAAGUCAACCCUGACUCCAACCAAGUUUACCUUGAUGGAUGGUUGAAAGAUACUAGGGACGAGAAAGCCAAAGCCAACCCUGACUCCAACCAAGUUUACCUUGAUGGAUGGUUGAAAGAUACUAGAGACGAGAAAGCCAAAGCCAACCCUGACUCCAACCAAGUUUAUCUUGAUGGAUGGUUGAAAGAUAUCAGAGCCGAGAAAGUCAAAGCCAACCCUGACUCCAACCACGUUUUCCUAGAUGGAUGGUUGAAAGAUACCAAAGCAGAGAAAGUUAAAGACAACCUUGACUCCAACCAAGUUUACCUUGAUGGAUGGUUGAAAGAUACUCGGGCUAAGAAAGAAAAAGUCAACCCUAACUCCAACCAAGUUUAUCUUGAUGGAUGGCUGAAAGAUACUCGAGAUGAAAAUGCAAAAUUCAACUCUGACUCCACCCAAGUUUACCUUGAUGGAUGGUUGAAAGAUACUCGAGCCGAAAAUGCAGACUCUAACCAAGUUUACCUUGAUGGAUGGUUGAAAGAUACCCGAGCCGGAAACGCAAACUCCAACCAAGUUUACCUUGAUGGAUGGUUGAAAGAUACCCAAGCUUUGAAAGAAAAAUCGACUCUUGACUCCAACCAACUUUACCUUGAUGGAUGGUUGAAAGUUAGACAGGUUGGGAAAGAAAUAUCCUCCCCUAACUCCAACCAAGUUUACCUUGAUGGUUGGCUAAAAGAUAGCCAUGCUGAGAAUUCCAAGCAAGCUUACCUUGAUGGUUGGUUGAAAAACUCGAAUGCAAAGAACCACAUUAAAAUUGGACAAGAUUUGGUUGAAUCAAACAGAAAACAACCUUCAAAAGUUGACCAUACAGAAGCAUUCAAGGUAUUUUUUUUUGGAAUAGAAGAUCUUUAUGUAGGGAGCGUAAUGACCUUGCAAUUUCCUAUCGUUGAAUAUGCUAAUUUCUUGCCAAAAAAAGUUGCUGACGAUAUUCCGGUAUCUAAAUCACAAAUUCCAAGCCUUCUUGAUCUAUUCUCACUCACAAAAGAUUCUCCUCAAGGUGAAGACAUGAUAGGCAUAAUUAAUCAAUGUGAGUAUGAACCACAAAAAGGGGAGACCAAGGCUUGUCCUACUUCUUUAGAGUCCAUGGUUGAAUUUGUUCAUAGUGUUAUUGGCGCAGAUACAAAAUAUGACAUUCAUUCGACUAGCUAUCCCACAACAUCAGCUACACCUUUGCAAAACUACACUGUUUUGGAGAUCUCAGAGGAUAUUUAUGCUCCUAAAUGGGUAGCAUGUCACCCUAGGCCUUACCCAUACUUGCUUCACUAUUGCCACUACCUAGACAUAGGGAGUAAGAUUUUCAAGGUUCUUCUAAAGGGUGAAUAUGGAGACACAAUGGAUGCUUUGGGAAUUUGCCACCUCGACACAUCUGCUAUGAAUCCUACUCAUUUUUAUUUUGACCUACUUGGAAUGAAGCCCGGGGAAGGUCCAUUGUGCCAUUUCUUCCCUGUUAAGCACCUUCUAUGGGUGCCACGCCCACCAGUUGCCACCAAGUGAACAAAAGGAAACUACUAAUUUAUAUCUUUGUUAAUCGAUAUAUGUGUCAUUUCCAAACCUUUUAAUGUUGUUCCUAUGUUUUUAAUUUUCGUGUCCUGUAAGGUCUUGUUUGUGCACUAAGUAAGGUCUUGUUUCUAAGAACUAGAUAAUUGUGUUUUAAAAUAAACCUCAAUUUAAAGAUUGAGAUGAAGUCACUUUAGUCUAGUAUUUCAAACUUAGGUAGUUGUUUGUUAGACCUUUAAGUAAGGAGUUUAGAACAAUUGUCCUAGUAUUAGUAUUA
This is a messenger RNA of Vicia villosa (hairy vetch), 2063 nucleotides long. RefSeq lists its product as uncharacterized. Bases 38 to 1783 code for a protein of 581 amino acids. The transcript is spliced from 2 exons. The record is from RefSeq and is a predicted model, not a curated record. Lineage: Eukaryota; Viridiplantae; Streptophyta; Magnoliopsida; Fabales; Fabaceae.